AAUAGCAAAUAUAUAUUUUUAACCUUAUAUUAAAAAAUUCAAUGUUUAAUCAAAAUUUAUACAAAAUGUGCAUAUAUAAAUAUAUACUUUUGCAAACAUAAUCAGUUUUAAUGUGUUUUGAAUUACUACUAGUUUUGGAACAUAGCCACAUAAUUAAUUCAGUUCUGUUUUUGGUACAGUUCAAAGAAAACUCGUACAACAGGAACCCCUGGAAAUUCUCUUAUGAAAGGGAAACAGCAUUUACAAGAGCAUUUAAAAUCACGUCACUACUCGUCUUCAAGCUCGAGGUCGUCUUGCGGCUCAGAUCAUGGGAAAAAAACACACAGAUUGCAGAAACAUCAGUCGCGUAGAAGAGAGCAUUCUCAUUCGAGUUCGUCUCGGUCAUCUUCUCGGUCUAGAUCUAGAUCGUCUACCAUUAGUAAAAGUAUGGCUCGGAGAAAUUACGAUCGAAGCUACAGGACUCAUUCUAGAACAUAUAAUUCUAGGUCAAGGUCACGAUCACGUUCAUGGUCAAGGUCAAGAUCACGAUCUAGGUCACGAUCCAAAUCUUGGCCUAGAACUAAACAUUAUUCUCGUUCACGAUCACGAUCGGUGUCACCAGAGGAGAAAAAAAGUCAAUCUCGAUCUCCACCUAACUUACCUCCACCACCUAUUAAAUCUUAUUAUAGGCAUAGUCUUUCUCGUUCAAGUUCAGAUCCAUCCGAUAGAAGUGCAGAUGAAGAAGAAAAAACUUCGGUGAAACCUCCAGCGGAAGUACCUUCAAAGUAAGUGUCUUUUUAAAAA
Messenger RNA from Centruroides sculpturatus (bark scorpion), 783 nucleotides. RefSeq names its product serine/arginine-rich splicing factor 2-like. The record is from RefSeq and is a predicted model, not a curated record. The coding region runs from base 223 to 768 and encodes 181 amino acids. The transcript has 2 exons. Lineage: Eukaryota; Metazoa; Arthropoda; Arachnida; Scorpiones; Buthidae.